Messenger RNA from Bipolaris zeicola 26-R-13, 189 nucleotides. RefSeq lists its product as uncharacterized. The record is from RefSeq and is a predicted model, not a curated record. NCBI's taxonomy places the organism in Eukaryota, Fungi, Ascomycota, Dothideomycetes, Pleosporales, Pleosporaceae. The transcript has 2 exons. Bases 1 to 189 code for a protein of 62 amino acids.
AUGUCUUCAUCUCAGAAUCAGCAACAAUCAUCAUCUUCUGGUGGGAGGCCUACUGGCGCAACGGGCGGUGGCUAUUACAGACAUCCUUGCCGAAACUGGCAACAGGAAGGCCACCCUAAGAACUACAACUUCAUUGAUCAAAAUGACCAGCUAUGCGCUCAUUGCUUGUGCGCGCCCCGCCAACGUUGA